UCCCAAAAGGUAUUCCAAGGCUAAUUUCACUUCUCCCCAUUUUUUACCUCUUCACAAUCCUCCCACUUUACUUUUCUUCUUCAUUUCUUAUAGCACUCACCACUUUUUUCAUUACUUGGCUUGCCAAUUUCAAACUCCUUCUUUUUGCUUUUAAUCAAGGCCCUCUUUCUUCUUUCACCUCAAAAAAUGCAACAAAUCUUCCUAUAUUCAUUUUUAUGGCUUCCCUUCCUCUAAGAUCCAAACAAAAUACCCCUAUCAAAAACCCCACCAAGAAAAUCCCAUUAAAUCUAGGUUUAGAAUUUGUCCUUUUUGCAAUUUUCUUGGAGUUGACUUUUCAUCACAAAAGUCAACUCCACCCUAAAUUAAUCUUGAUUUGUUAUUGUUUCUUGGUUUUUCUCACAAUUGAUAUUCUUGUAGCAUUAUCUAGCAAUAUUGUUAAAAUAAUCUUAGUGGGGUUUGAGUUAGAAUUAGAGCCACCAUCAAAUGAACCUUAUUUAUCAACUUCCCUUCAAGAUUUUUGGGGAAAUAGGUGGAACCUCACCGUAACCAAUACACUGCGUCUCACCAUAUAUAACCCUGUGAGGUCAGCAUUGUCAGAAGUUGUCGGGAGAACGUGGGCCCUACGUGUUGCCAUGCUGGCAACUUUUGUCGUAUCCGGUUUAAUGCAUGAGCUUUUGUUUUAUUACGUUAAUCGUGUGAGCCCUUCGUGGGAAGUGACGGGCUUUUUUGUGUUACACGGGCUUUGUGUGAUGGUGGAGAUUGGUGUUAAGAGGACUUUGAAAGAUGUGUGGCGGUUACCGGGCUUUGUUUCGGGCCUGUUAACGGUUGGGUUUGUGGUGGUUACUGCUUUUGGGCUUUUUUUUCCACCAAUAAUUAGGAAUGGUGCUGAUGAAAGGGUACUUGAAGAAGUUGGGUUUUGCUUUGACUUCAUCAAAGAUAAAAUGGUUCAAUUUGUUGGUUAUUUUAGAUAAAAUUUGUAAUUGUUGGUUAUUAAUAGAAUAGUUGAUU
Solanum verrucosum is the source of this 1008-nucleotide messenger RNA. RefSeq names its product long-chain-alcohol O-fatty-acyltransferase-like. Lineage: Eukaryota; Viridiplantae; Streptophyta; Magnoliopsida; Solanales; Solanaceae. The record is from RefSeq and is a predicted model, not a curated record. The coding region runs from base 216 to 971 and encodes 251 amino acids. The transcript is spliced from 2 exons. Gene Ontology annotation, biological process: lipid metabolic process.